AUGGAUGACGACGGAAGAGAGCCCGACAACUUGUCUGACAGACACGCUAAGACUGAAAAGACGUUGGAUCCUGUCGAGAGCUACGCCAGCCUACGACUCAACCCACCUUGUUACUUGCCUACCGUCUACGCUCUACGGAGUCACGGGAGUACGUCCUCAAAGUUCGGACUUCUACCACCCACGCAACUGUCCAUCACCAAUACCACGCCUCGCCGCGCCCCAUUUGCCAGCCAUGCCAUCCCUCUCCGCGUUCCCGCCGACCGUCUCGACCUCCCCGUCGGCACCGCCUGCCUUCAUCUGAAGCUUCUUGGCGCGCUCCAAACGUCAGACGGCCCCUCCUUUGGCGCCAAGUCCCAGCGUCUACCGGAACCGCACCACUCGACGGUCCGUCCUUGGUGUCCGGCGCGCAACUCGCUCAACUCGACAUUGGCGCUGGUCUUCGCUUUCGCUAUUUGUUUGGGACCCCAUCUCUGCCGACGACGUGCCAAGUCGCCCAGCGUUUUCGUCUCCAUCAUCAUCAAGAGAACUCAAUCUGAAUGCGACGUCGCCCAUAAGGUCCAACGACAGUCUUCAGCAGAGUCGGCUUGGCGAAUCCCGAAUGCCGUCUUGGUGGCCAAGGACGUCGUCAUCUCCAUCAUCACCAAGGGUUUCCAGCCAGUUUUUCUGCGACGCAUAAACCACGCAGCUGGUGUCUGGUCAUCGGCGAGCGUGAGCCAAGACGACUUCUCCUCAUAUUUCGUCAGCACCGCCCGUAACAUUCGGCUUGUCAAGUUGUCACUGUCAGUCGGUUCAUCCAACAUCCGCAAGAUCUGCAGUGUCUACGCUGUCGCUGUCACUUGA
This is a messenger RNA of Colletotrichum abscissum, 840 nucleotides long. RefSeq lists its product as uncharacterized. The transcript is spliced from 3 exons. NCBI's taxonomy places the organism in Eukaryota, Fungi, Ascomycota, Sordariomycetes, Glomerellales, Glomerellaceae. Bases 1 to 840 code for a protein of 279 amino acids. The record is from RefSeq and is a predicted model, not a curated record.